Molecule: messenger RNA, 2643 nt
Organism: Pseudozyma hubeiensis SY62
Lineage: Eukaryota; Fungi; Basidiomycota; Ustilaginomycetes; Ustilaginales; Ustilaginaceae
Product: DNA binding transcription factor
Exons: 1
Coding region: 1-2643 (880 amino acids)
Biological process (GO): phosphorelay signal transduction system; regulation of DNA-templated transcription
Molecular function (GO): DNA-binding transcription factor activity; sequence-specific DNA binding
Source: RefSeq, a predicted model, not a curated record
AUGCAUCCGGCUGCCCGCGGCGCUCCCAUGCCAUCUCAGUACGACUACCCAGGCGCUCAAGCCGGCUAUCCACAUCCUCAUCAUCCAUCAGCACAAUCGCAAAACCAGCAGCAGCAGCAGGGUCCGCCCUCGCAACAUCACUCUCACCAGCAGUGGAAUGACAAUGCCCCCGGCCACCUCCCCUCCGUCUUGCAGCCCCAGUCCCUCGCCACUACCUCGAGCCACCCUUCAGUCCGCGGUCCAGGCGCUGCCCUUCCGCCUGCGCCGCCUGCGCUCCCCUUCGAUCGAUCCUACGCAGCCGCACCUCAAAGACCAGACGACGACAUGGAUGACGACGAUACAGGUGGUUACGACGACUACGACUCAAAAGGCAAAGCACGUGCCGGCGACGGUGCUCAGUCCGCCAACAAGGGCACCAGCGACUUUGUCAAGAAGCUCUUUAGCAUGCUCGACGACAAGGCCUACGAAAGCGUCGUCGCCUGGUCUCCCUCUGGCGAGAGCUUCAUCGUCAAGGACAUGAACGACUUUACGAAACACGUCCUCCCCCGCAACUUUCGCCAUUCCAACUUUGCCAGCUUCGUCCGUCAGCUCAACAAGUACGACUUCCACAAAGUCAAGAACCCAGAGGAUGGUUCCGCUUCCGUCGGCGAACACAUCUGGGAGUUCCAGCACCCUGACUUUGUGCGCGGUCGCGAGGAUCUGCUCGAGAACGUCAAGCGCAAGAUCCCAGCCAAAAAGAAGCCCAACCUCAAAGCUGGCUUGGCCGAUGCAGACCGCGACGACAGUCCAUCCAUGCCCCUUCCCGCCAUGGAUGUCCAAGAAAAGACCGGAGAGUCAUACGCCGACCUCAGGGCUCAAGUCAUCCAUCUGACAUCGGUGCAGGAUCAGAUGCAAAAUCACAUUCUCGCUCUCACCAAACAGUACCAGGGCGUCAUCGGCGAGAUGCUCACUUUCCAGCGAAACAUGGUGCAGCAGGAUCAGCUCAUGCAGAACUUGAUACAGUAUCUCAUGAACCUCGAGCACGAUCGAAAUAACGAUCCUGCGAGCGGUGCGACCUCUGCUUCCGCCUUGAUGGCUCAAACGGGCACCAACGCUGCAACCUCCGCUCCCAAUGCCUUCCUCCCAUCGGGUGCGCCAGGCUCCUACGGCGGUGGUCCAUACGCUUCGGACGCGCAUGUCGACUCGUCCAACGCUCGAGACGGCUUCAGAUCUGCCGUCAUCGGCCCACAUUCUGUCGGCUCAUCCGUUCCAUCGGCCGAAAACAGCAGCAGCGCCACCAUUGCUGGUUCAUCGACCAGAAUGUCGGGUAUGGCAACCGCCCCUUCCACCGUAGCACCGCUCUCUCCCAAGAGUGUAGCUUCGCCAAUGGACAGCGGCAGAACGCCAGAGUCCUCGCAGUCUCUCAUGCACCCUCCUCGUCACGAAGACAUGGCGCGGCGCAACUCCAGCCUCUCUUCGCUGCGCAUGUUGAACGGUGCAGCACCGCCUGAUCCGGCCAACAGUGGCAACGGAGCCGGUGCUGGCGGCAGCAGCAACACUAUGCCUAAACUCGAAUCUCGCAGCACUUCGAACGAAAGCAGAAAGGCCAUGGACCGCACACCGUCCCGACCCGCCUCCUCUGAUCCUGGCAAGAAUGACACCGUGACCAAUGCUUCAGGCAGCGACACCAAUCAACAGCUGCGUCCACGUCGACCUACGCUCGUACCUGGUUGGACCGCACCUCCACGUGUGCUGUUGGUCGACGACGACGAAGUAUGCCGCCGACUCUCGUCCAAGUUCCUCCAAGUCUUUGGUUGUUCCAUCGACUAUGCUGUCGACGGCAUGUCUGCGGUCAACAAGAUGAACCAGGAAAGAUACGACUUGGUGCUGAUGGACAUCGUCAUGCCUAACCUCGACGGUAUGUCGGCCACCUCGUUGAUCAGACAGUUCGACCCGAGCACGCCCAUCAUCAGCAUGACCAGCAAUUCCGGUCCCAGCGAGCUCAUGAAUUACAUGUCGAGUGGUAUGACCGAUUUCCUGCCCAAGCCUUUCACCAAGGAGGGUUUGUUGAACAUGCUCGAAAAGCACCUUUUGCAUCUCAAGGCUGCGCAACGAGAGCAUCGUGCCGCUUCGACGGACCAAGGUGGUGGUGGAGCGAGCGGUGGUCCAGGUCAAAUGUCGUCGGGCGGGGCGAUGGGAACUGGAGACGGCGCUGGUGGUAUCAAGAGGAGCUCAUCACCACUUGCUCCGUUAAACAACAUUGGAUCGUCUGCAACACCCAGCAACGGCGCUGCGGACGAUGAUGGCGUUAACCCGCUAGCUGGGAUGGGUUUCACAGACGAGGAAUACGUUGCUAUGCUUCAAAACUUGAUCGCAGCAGGAACGGGAGACGACGAAUUGGCAAGCGCGCUGUUUGGGAACGACACCUUUGCAUCGCAGGACAACACGCCACGCAACGGUGGCGACAUGGGCCACACGCCGAACCACGUCAAUGGGAAUGCAAACCGGAAUAGUCCCUAUGCUGGAACGACACCGGGGGGUCCGGCGGGGUUCAAGAGAUCGGCUUCGGAUGAGCGGAGCGGACAUGGAGGUGGGUUGUAUCAGCAGCAGCUGGCACAAGGUGGCGACGCCAACAAACGCGGUCGAUUCGGCGAGGGUUCCUAA